AUGACUCGCGGUGACCUACCGAUUUAUCGAGCCAGCGCUACUAUCCUCCAAGACAAGUCUGGUGCCAAUUUUGCAACCCUGUACGGAUGGAAGGCUUGGAAUACUGAUUGUCUAGGAAAGAAUUUACACUCUCCAGGAGCAGAACGGACUCUGGCCGAACGCGAAAUGCGCGAAGCUAUGGAAUUUGAGCUAAAGUUGGUGAAUUUCUCCGCUGACGAUAUGGUACGACGAGAUCCUGAUCGGGGCAAUAAUCGCUUCCAGUUAUGGCAGUUAAAGAACCAUUUUCCACUGAUAAACUUCGAGAAGUAUGUGAAUACUGUUUUUCAUGGAUUGGCGAAUGUAUCACAAAAUCAUACCAUUAUUAUUCGUGAAAUAGAGUACUUCUCAGGGAUCCAGCAUAUCUUAUCGACGACGCCGAAGCGUGUUAUUGCGAAUUACAUUGCUUGGAGACUCGUUCAAGGUAUGGUAAAACUUGAUUAUUUUUUAUUUAUUUGUAGUGUAUCAAAGUGGGAAGAUUGUGUCACGUUGUCGGUUAUCAUGAUGGACAUGCCGGUGGGAAAGUUGUUCGUCGAGCACUUCUUUGAGAGGGAGCGCGCAAUGGCGAAGAUGCAGGAAUUAACAACUUUCCUGAAAGGUGAAUUCAUCAAACAGCUGCAUGUUUUGGAUUGGAUGGAUGAGGCGACUCGUCGACGAGCUAUCGAGAAAGCCGGAAUGAUUGAGUAUAAGAACGGGUUCCCUGAAGUGCUUUUCAAUGACACUUGGAUGGACAGACAUUGGGGGAUUCUCAUCAAGCCUAAAGAAUAUCUGCUACAUCUUACUAUUCGUAUUAAGCUUGCGCGUUAUACUGAAGAGUUAAUGAGGCUUGACAAGUCGUUAGACAGAUCUAUGUGGUUUCAAAGUCCAGCCCAAGUUGACGCCUACUAUGCUCCAAACAAUAACGAAAUGAUCUUUCCUGCUGGAAUAAUGCAGUUCCCUUUUCUAACGCUUGGAGUUCCCAAUUAUAUCACAUAUGGAAUGGUUGGGGCUGUGAUUGGACAUGAAGUAUCACAUGCAUUUGACGAUCAAGGUGGCCGGUACGAUGAGCUCGGAAAUCUUAAUGACUGGUGGGAUACAGAAACAGCAGAAAAAUUUGCAGAGAAAACAAGGUGUUUUGUGCGCCAGUACAAUUCGGUGAAGGUGGCUGAAGCCGGCAUUCAUCUCAAUGGUCAAUUAAGUCUUGGAGAGAAUAUUGCCGACAAUGGAGGUGUGAAAACUGCGCUUAACGCAUAUAAAGCGUGGCGCUCCAACACUUCCGCCCAAGAACCUGCUCUUCCCGGUUUUCAGAACUUCACCAGCGAGCAGAUGUUCUUCCUUGCAUAUGCAAAUAACUGGUGCUCAGUGGUGCGACCAAAACAUUAUGUGCAAAUCAUCAUGACCGAUGUUCAUGCUCCAAGCAAGUACAGAGCGACAAUCCCAUUGCGGAACAGGAUCGAGUUCGCACAUGCAUUCGGCUGCAGCCCUGGCAGCCCAAUGAAUCCAGAAAACAAGUGCCAAGUAUGGUAA
Molecule: messenger RNA, 1542 nt
Organism: Angiostrongylus costaricensis
Lineage: Eukaryota; Metazoa; Nematoda; Chromadorea; Rhabditida; Metastrongylidae
Source: the annotation of a GenBank genome assembly